Malus domestica (apple) is the source of this 402-nucleotide messenger RNA. Its product is annotated as BURP domain protein RD22-like. NCBI's taxonomy places the organism in Eukaryota, Viridiplantae, Streptophyta, Magnoliopsida, Rosales, Rosaceae. The record is from RefSeq and is a predicted model, not a curated record.
AUGAUCGAGUUUGCCACCUCCACGCUGGGAUCAAGAAAUGUUCUUGCAAUCGCAACGGAGGUGGAACAAGGAGCUGCCCCGAUGCAGAAGUUCACAAUAACCGCAAAUGGAAUGAAGAGGCUGGCAGCCAGCAACAUCACGGUGUGUCAUAAGAUGAAUUAUGUGCAUGUCGUCUUCUACUGCCAUUCAAUUGAAAAAACGACGACUUGUGUGGUGCCUCUGCAAGGAGCUGACGGGUCGAAAGCCAAAGCCGUAGCAGCCUGCCAUCAAGACACAUCUCAAUGGAACCCAAAUCAUUAUGCCUUCAAAGAGAACAACGUUGAGCGAGGAACCGUUCCCCCCAUCUGCCAUUUUCUUAAAGCUGAGGAUGUUGCUUGGCUUACAAACCAAAAACCAACUUGA